AUGGGUUGUUGCUUCAGCAACCCUAAGCAAGACCAACAUGGCCUUAAAAACCAGCAACCCCAGUUCAGAUCCCAUAUACCCAAAUCGAAUGCGACCCAUGAAGCAUACUGCAGAGUCCCAUCACCGCCACCUCUUGAAGAGGAAGCUGUGAAAGAGGUUCUUUCAGAAACACCCAUUUCCAAACCCCAAGUUCUAAUUUUGACUGCAGAAAUAAACACCCAAAUGCCAAUUACUCAACACAGAAAGGGUCCCAUCAACAAAGCAUUGGAGGAGGCUUCAGAAGAACACGCCCUGAUUUCGGAAACAUGCAGCAUGAGCGAGAGCUUCUCCACAACCACCACCGCCACCGUGACGGAAAAGAGAGAAGACGAAGAAGCCACGAGUAAGCGAAGCACCAGAGAGGGAACUCGGAACCGUAAUCGUAAUCGAUCACAAUCUGAUGCAUCCCGGAAGCGUUCUUACACCGUCGACGGCUAUAGAAUCGGCGGGAGACAACCAAGGCCCAAGUCUCCGGCGAGGAUGCCGGAACCUUCGCCGGAGAAGAAGACGCCGGUGGGUUCACGGUCAGUUCGUCGGAGGGAAUCCGAUCAGGUGCACCGUGAUGCCGGCGAUGGUUCCGGCAGGCGGUCGAGGUCGCCAUCGUGUGCCAGGACUGUUGGCGCGGGGAAUGGUCGGAGUCAGCUCAGGCCGCCGGGAGGGGAAGGUCGGCGAUUUCCGCCGCCGGCAAAGGGUGUGGAGAUGGAGAACGGUGGGAGUGAAAAGGUUGGGGAGAAAAACGACGACGUUCCAUUGGAAGAGUCGCUUGAGAACCCACAUGUUUCGUUAGAGUGCUUUAUUUUUCUGUAG
This is a messenger RNA of Gastrolobium bilobum, 846 nucleotides long. RefSeq lists its product as uncharacterized. The record is from RefSeq and is a predicted model, not a curated record. The coding region runs from base 1 to 846 and encodes 281 amino acids. Lineage: Eukaryota; Viridiplantae; Streptophyta; Magnoliopsida; Fabales; Fabaceae. The transcript has a single exon.